CCUACCUACCUAAGCUUAAGCUUCAACGUUUCUAUCGUGGCUUUUUUUUUUUUUUAAACUUCGCCGUUUCUCACCUCGCUCGCCACAGAUCCAAAAUUCCUUACCUAAAUCUCAACCUCGCCAUUUUGUCAUAUCACUCGUCGUACUAGCUACGUUACAUACCUACUUAGGCGAAUAAUCAAAAAGAGUCUUCAUAAAAAAAAUAGAAGCAACGAAAAAGAAAAUGGCAAUGGCAUUCCGCGCCCUGCGCCGCUGCCCCGGCGCCUUCUCCUCCUCUUAUUCCUUUUCUUCCCCCGCCGCUGCUAGGCUAGUCAGUGCGAGGUCCUUCCACGCCACGCCGCGCGCGCUGGUCAAAGUAGGCGACGCGGUGCCGGACCUGGAGGUGCUGCAGGAGGACUCGCCGGGCAACAAGGUGAACCUGGCGGCCGAGUUCGCCAAGAGCGCGGGCGGCGCCGGCGUCGUCGUCGGCGUGCCUGCUGCUUUCUCCGGCGCGUGCAGCCAGACGCAUGUCCCUGGGUACAUCAACCACCCCGGGCUGAAGAAGGCGGGGAGUGUGUUUGUUGUCAGUGUUAAUGAUGCUUUUGUCAUGAAGGCGUGGGCCGACCAACUCGACCCUGCGCGCGAAUCCGGGAUCCGCUUCCUAGCCGACCCCACCGGCGAGUUCACCAAGGCCCUGGAGCUGGACUUUGACCUGCCGGCCGUAUUCGGCAAUACCAGGGGCAAGCGCUACGCCCUCGUAAUCGAGAACGGCAAGGUCAAAUCCGUGCAUGUCGAGCCUGACAACACCGGAACCAAUGUCUCUCUUGCUGAGAAGGUUCUGGGUUAAAGCUGUAGUAUGGCAAUUCUGUAGUAAAGGCAUGAUGGUUUAAAAAGGCGGGAAAGGACUCCAGUGACGAGAGGGAUACGAGAGAUGAAGUGAUGCGUGUACAUACGUGGAUAUGCCUUGUUACGACAUUUCUAGUCUUAAUUCUUGCCCCUAAGGUGAAAAGGAUCGGACUCCUAUCCCUAUCCAACUCCCUAGCUCGUGAUACUAGGAAGCGUGAUAUUCUCUGCAGGAAGAUUCAAGGCGGCUGUAUAAUGUUUGUGGUUUUGGUAAGUCAGACUUAUCGAUGAAUUUACCCCUUUACUAUAGUCUAACAGCAAACAUCGCCCCUUUUUGUCACAGUAAAAGCAUCA
Annulohypoxylon truncatum is the source of this 1176-nucleotide messenger RNA. RefSeq names its product Redoxin-domain-containing protein. Gene Ontology annotation, molecular function: thioredoxin peroxidase activity. The record is from RefSeq and is a predicted model, not a curated record. Gene Ontology annotation, cellular component: peroxisome; cytosol; mitochondrion. The transcript has 4 exons. Gene Ontology annotation, biological process: hydrogen peroxide catabolic process; cellular response to oxidative stress; cell redox homeostasis. NCBI's taxonomy places the organism in Eukaryota, Fungi, Ascomycota, Sordariomycetes, Xylariales, Hypoxylaceae. The coding region runs from base 224 to 826 and encodes 200 amino acids.